GACUACCGUGGCUGCACGUGUUUUAGUUAGUAACUAGUGAUGGCAGGUAUAACAACACCCGAUGAAAAACACGAUGGAGAUAGCAAGGGUGGAAAUACCAACGGAGAUGCAACUGAAAAUACGAAUGAAGUGCAAAUUAAUGGGCAUGUUGAGGAUAUGGAAAUAAAUGGGACGGACGACUCUGGGUCGGAGGAUAAAAGUUCUGACGACAGUGCACCUGACAGUCCCAAAAGUCCUGACAGUCCGACAAUGCCUGAGAAAGCUGACAAUGCAGCGGAACAGGAAAACAAGGAGGAUGAGGAGAAGAAAGAUCAGGAACUUGUUCUCAUACAGGACACCGGGUUCAUCGUCAAACUGUCGGCACCCGGGAUCGAAUCUUUUGAGUUGCCUGUGAGCUCGAUGGAGCUGGUUCAGGAGAUCCACCAGGUUCUGAUGGAUCGCGAGGACACCUGUCACCGGACGUGCUUCUCCCUACAGCUCGACGGGACCACGCUCGACAACUUCGCUGAGCUUAAAACCAUUGAGGGUUUGGAGGAAGGAUCUCACAUUAAAGUCGUUGAAGAGCCGUACACUGUUCGCGAGGCCAGGAUUCAUGUGCGCCAUGUGCGAGAUUUGCUGAAAUCCGUCGACCCAGCUGAUGCCUAUAAUGGAGUGGACUGCAACUCGCUGUCUUUCCUCAACACCAUCACUGCCGGCGAUAUAUUAGAUAUUUUCUGGUAUUCAGAAAAGAAAAAGUCAACCCCAAGUUCUAUAGACUGCACCCCUCCCGAGUACAUCAUGCCAUCUGCCAGCAACAGACCACUGACACCUUUACACCCAGCUGUGAAAGAAUUGAAGGGUCCAACAUGUCUGAAGGUUUUGACAUACAGUGGCUGGAAUCCUCCACCAGGCAACAGAAGAAUGCAUGGUGAUUUAUUGUAUCUGUAUGUUGUCACACUGGAAGAUAAAAAAUACCAUGUAACUGCUUCUACUCGUGGCUUUUACCUUAAUCAGUCUACAGAAGAUGAAUUUAACCCUAAAGCUGCUCAGCCAAAGUAUUUAUCACAUUCCCUGAUUGAUCUUCUGAACUUGAUUAGUCCAGCAUUUAAAAAGAAUUUCUCCACAAUGUUGAAAAAACGGUCACAGAAACAUCCGUUUGAGCGAGUACCUACACCAUACCAAGUGUACAGUUGGAUGGCUCCACAUCCAGAUCAUGUCAUUGACUACAUCCGAGCAGAGGAUGCAUUCUCUACAAGAUUAGGCUAUGAAGAACACAUCCCUGGUCAGACGAGAGAUUGGAAUGAAGAGAUUCAAACAACAAGAGAGCUGUCGCGCAAAAACCUUCCUGAAAGACUCAUUAGGGAAAGAGCUAUUUUUAAGGUUCACAGUGAUUUUGUAGCUGCAGCUACUCGUGGUGCAGUCGCCGUCAUUGAUGGAAACGUUAUGGCCAUCAAUCCAGGAGAAGAUGCUAAGAUGCAGAUGUUCAUCUGGAACAACAUCUUCUUCAGCCUGGGCUUUGAUGUCAAGGAUCACUACAAGGAUUUUGGGGGAGAUGCAGCAGCGUACUAUGCCCCAGGAAGUGAUUUGCAAGGUGUUAAAGCAUACUUUGGAAUUGACCCUGAAAAUCUGUACACAUUGGGAACCGUGGUCAUUGACUACAGAGGAUACAGAGUCACUGCUCAGUCCAUUAUUCCAGGAAUUCUUGAGCGAGAACAGGAGCAGUCUGUUGUGUAUGGUUCUGUGGACUUCGGCAAAACAGUUGUUACUCAUGAGAAAUACAAGGAAUUGUUGCAAAAAACUGCACAGCAGUUGAAGAUUCGACCUCAUAAGGUGCUAAACAAUAAAGGUGAAGAAAUUGAAUUAUUUUCAUCAAUUGAAUGCAAGGGAAUAAUUGGCAAUGAUCAGCGACACUAUGUCCUUGACCUUCUCAGGACAUUCCCUCCAGAUGUCAACUACCUUCCAGUUGACGAUGAUGAGCUGAGCAAGGAGGUCCGAGACCAAGGCUUUCCCAAAUCUCACAAACACAAGCUGGCCUGUCUAAGACAGGAACUCAUUGAAGCAUUCGUUGAGAAUCGAUAUGUUGCAUUUGUCCGACAUGCAGCCUUCCAGUUUCAGCAACUACAGCAGGCAAAACAGAACAAGGUGAUUGAAGUGGACAGUAAGGAGCCUGAAACUCUUCUCGAAAAGAAGACCUUGGAAAUCAAGUCAACUGAAGAACUUAUCAAUGGUCAGCAUGAUUGUAAUAAGAAGGAUAACUCUGAUGCUAAUGCCCUUGCCACGGAAGAAGCAAAGAAAAUUGUCGAAACUCUUACGGGAACUGACAAUCAGACUUUUGAAGAGAGCACAAGGGACAUUGUCAAGAAAGCUGCUAAAGCUGUGGGAUCCCUUAGUGAGACAGAAUUCACUAUGACCUUUAACCCCGAUGUCUUUCAGCCACACGUACAGCAUGCAGACCCAGAGAGUAAAAUAUUCAAGAUGGAAAAACAGCUUGUGAAAGACGCUGCUGAAUUUCUGUUACUGCAUCAGAUUCCCACACUGGUGAAUGAUUGUUUAGACCACACAUCAUCGCCGAUUGAUGGACUGACACUGAGUGAAGCUAUGCACAACCGUGGAAUUAACAUGCGCUACCUUGGCAAAGUGGCGGAUAUAUUCUCCAAAUAUUCAACAGUGUCAUAUGUAUAUAGUAUUGCUGUUGGUGAGUUGAUCUGUCGAGCUGCGAAGCGAAUCUUCAAGACAUACAUGCAGGGAGUGGAUCUCGUGAACCUGUCGUCCGCCAUCACCCACUUCCUCAACUGUUACCUCGGCUCGUAUCCCACACCACAUGCUCAAGUCACAACAGAGGAGAUUCCAAGCAGAACAGCUAAACGCAAAAGCAAGAAAAGGAACAAACACAGUGUUGUGUUCAGUGUUGAAAACAGCGAGUGGCUGUCAGAGACGCCGAAAACCUUGUGGAAGAAGAUUGUUGAUGAAGUGGAUGAGUACUACAGCUACACACUGGAGUGUGAUUCUGUGGACAAUGCCAUAGAGAAGUAUGGACUGCAGCGCGUGUCACUGAUGCGAGCGUUCUGUCGCUCAGUGGGAAUUCAGGUUCUGUUGCGUGAAUACCAUCUCGAUAUCCGUAACAAGCAGAUCUUCUACGAGGAGGACAUAGUGAAUGUCUACCCCAUUGUCAAGCAUUUGCAUCCUAAGGCUACUGAUGCGUACCAUUUCUUCACGAGUGGCCAGUCAAAGAUCCAGCAGGGACUGUUGCGGGAAGGCUAUGAGCUGAUCAGUGAGGCACUCAACCUCCUCAACAACGUUUACGGGGCAAUGCACCCGGAAAUCUCGGCCUGCCUACGGCUUCUCGCACGACUCAACUACAUCAUGGGUGACUACGGCGAGGCACUAUCAUACCAACAACGAGCCGUGCUGAUGAGCGAACGUGUUCUUGGCAUUGAUCAUCCCAACACAAUCACAGAAUAUACUCACCUAGCACUGUACUGUUUUGCCAACAACCAAGUGUCCAGUUCUCUGAGGCUGAUGUACCGAGCUAGAUACCUCGCCAUCCUGUGUCACGGAGAAAACCACCCUGAUGUUGCUCUCAUCGACAGUAACAUUGGUCUGAUCCUGCAUGCUGUGGAGGAGUACGAGUUGUCCCUGAAAUUCCUGGAGCACACUCUACAGCUGAAUGUCAGGUACUUUGGUGCUAAGAGUUUAAAAGUUGCCAUGAGUUACCAUCUUGUUGCUCGCACCCAUUCCUGUCGAGGAGACUUCCGAGCCGCACUGCAGAGCGAAAAAGAGGCAUACGCAAUCUACAAACAAACGUUAGGGGAGGAUCAUGACAGAACGAAGGAGAGUUCCGAGUGUUUGAAACAUCUCACGCAGCAGGCAGUCGUCUUCCAAAAGAAAAUGAACGAGAUUUACAAGGGAGACAAGAACAUUACCUUCCCUCCCAUUCAGAUCCAGACACCAUCAUUGUCGAGUGUUUUGGAUACCUUGAAUGUUAUCAAUGGUAUUGUUUUUGUCCAAAUAAGCCCGGAUGAUAUUGAGAGAUUCCGACAAGAGAUGUCGAAGCGAGGCACAAGCACAGGGAACAAGAGUGAAGCUAAAAUUACUGAAAUUACUGAUGUUAAAUCGGAACAUGCCGAAUGUUGUGUUCAUAAGGAAAAAACUGAAACAUGUACGGAGAAGUGCAUUAAAACAGAUGACUUGCAAAUCAAACUAGAUAACGGACCUGCCACUCCACUAAUCAAUGGAGACGCGAGCCAUGACUCCACUUUAACAGAAGUAGCCGUUACCGAUGGAUAAUGCAUGGUUCUUUUUAGAUGACAUGGAUAAUACUAAUGUGUACUUUUGUCGAGUGUGAUCUCUCUGGAUGAUAUAUAAUGUGUUAACUUGACGUAAUGCAUUGCACUUGUAUGUAAUACAUUUGUAUUUGUAGAAGUGUGGAUUCCUACAUUAUGUAAAGUGAUAGCAUAAACAAAGAGGGUUUUGCAUAAACAAACAGUGCCAUGGAAAUGAUUUGUCUAGUGAUGUAUUCGUUUGUGCACAGAGGUUUCAUUUGUGUUUAUCUCCCCUGUUUACACUCUCUCUCAAACACAGACUGUGAUGUGGUGUUACAGAAAGUAACGUUUUGUUACGAGAUGACGUUGAUAAAGUAUUUUGGCCAGUUAUGCAGUGUUCUUAAAAAGUCAUGUUUUGCUUUAUGCAGAUUUUUUCAGUUUGGUGUCUUUUCUUUUACGUUUUUGCCAAAAUAACGUAGAAAUUGAAACCUAAAAAUUAAGACGAGGCAAAUGGAAAUUUGUAAUUGCCAAAAUAGGCUCUAGCUAUGUUUCUAUGGCAAGAUAAAUACAUUAUAAAUAAAUAUCUACAUAUUGUAAGUAUAAGCAAGAAAAGCUUAAAAUAUGAAGAAAUGUUUUAACACUGUACUGGAAUUUUUAGAUAAUUUUCAUCAAUAUUUUUGUGUUUUGCAUACUUUUUUUCUUUUUUUUGGUUGUCCUAAAUGCAAAAAACAAUGUAGAAUAGUUAUGUGAUGUUAAUUUCUAAUUGGUAGAAUGUACGAAAACCAUAGGUGUGCCAAUAACAAAACAAAUUGAUAAUAACUGUAAAACAGUUAUUAGUAGGGUUAUCUUUUCUAACCAGAAUUUACAAACCUUGUAGAUGUUAGCUUUCUUGAGGGAUGAAAUGUGUUAGCGACUUCAUUUAAGACCAAGUUGUGGUCAGUGUCACUGGUUCCCAUAACACGAUCACAAUAGUUGUAGAACAGUUAUUUGUGAUGUUCACUUUCCUAAUGAAUAUAAUAACCUCUUAAACGUUGGCCUUUCUAAUAAAUAAUAAAUGUAAUCCUCCAUUAAAUUUCCCACCAAGUCUAGCAUUAACAUCCAUGGUGUGUAAUGAGUUUUAUGUUGAUCAUUUGAACCAGAGAGAGUGCCACGGUUAAUAUUGUUGGUAACCGAAUACAAAUAUAGUCGAAUAUCAUUAUUUUGACCUAUUUUAUCUCGUGAGCCUUGAAUAUCUUGGGGUCGAGAAUUAGUUCCACCAUUGUUUGUUAAACCACUGAUGGUCAAGCUUGUUUUGGUCCUUUCAGCAUCAAGAUAAAGAAGCCUGAUUGUACAUAACAGUACAAGUGAGGUCGAAAUCAUAUUACUGAACCAUGAGGAGAAUAUAUUUGGUACUACUACUAACUUCAUCAUAAAUAUUGCUAUUGGCCAAGAUAUGGAAGUACUAAUAAUAUCUGGGAACAGUUCUCUGUGAGGUUAACUUUCUAAAGUAGAGUACAAAAACCUCAUGGAGGUUAGCUUUUUAUUAUAUAAUUAGACACUGCCCUCUGGGAAGUUAGUUUGGCUAAUACUAGGAACUGUGAAACAGUUCUUUGUGGGGUUAACUUUUUCUCAACUAGAAUGUAACUUGAGGGAUGUCAAAUUUGCUACUAACUUUUAACAUUAAAUCCAUUGUGAGCUUACUGUUUCUAAUAACUGAAAUAUUUUUUUUCUUCUAUAACUGAAAUGCAUUUUCCUGUAACUGUAGAACAGUUUUUGUGUGAGGUUAACCUGGAAUUCAAAUUUUGCCUCUGGGAGGUUAGUUUUGUGAGUGUAUGUAUAGAAUAGAAUGUUUACAACUGUGAUAUAGGUUUUAUAUAGAGUAAUUGGUCGGUAUAAAUGUGUGUACAUCUACAUUGGUGAAUCAUGAGAAAAAUUGUGUGUUCCUUGUUAAUUGAAAUUGCUUCAUAAAAGGUAAAACAUGUUCAUUACAUUUGCCAUUUAUUUUGGAAAAUAGAUUUUGUCGUGGCAUUGUGUUUGUUAAGUUAUAUACAUUUUAUGGCACUUAAAAGAAUGUGAUGAUAUAUUUAUGAUCCACAAGAUGUUAUUGCUUAACCAACAUUAAAUGUGGUUUUAUUCAUUGUGUUAAGGAUGAUCAUAUUCAGUAAGAAUAGUCACUGUCAUAGAAGUACUAUCAUAACAUUACAUGAUGCAUAAUAGUUUCCCUUUAUAAAAAGGUGGAAAACUGGAACUAACUACAGUGUUUGUUUGUUUUUUCUUGUUACUGAAUACAACAUCAAAGAUAUAUUGACAUCAUUUUCACAAACCACUAGCUUGUACGUCCUUGUACACCAAUGACAUCACAAGUGUGCCAUAAAAAUACCAGAUUAAUUAUAUAUUAUUUCAAUAUUUAUGUAACCAUUUAUUGUAAACCAUGUGAACAAUAAACGUAUACAUGUAUACAUUAAGCAGAGAUGAUGCUGGGCAGAAUUUAUUACAAACAAAACUGAUACUGUCAAGAAAGUGUUCAACUAAAUUUAACACAAACUGUAUAUACUUUUAAUACAGUGAAUCCCCUCUAAACCAGACCCUCUUGGGACAAAGACAAAUGUGUGGUUUAUAGAGUGAUCCAGUUUAGAGAGGUUUAAUAUCUGUCCUGGUUUUUAAAAAGGGACUCUGCAAAAUGUCAUGUUUUGAGGGAAUUCCGGUUAACAGAGGGUCCGGUCUUCAGAGGUUUCACUGUGCCUUCAAAAGGAGACGAUUUUCAGCAAAAUAACUCUUUAUAAAUACACUAUUCUGUUGUAUGUAAUUACAUGAUGGUAUGGUUCACAGAUUUGUAGAAUAGGAAGCUUUUGUGUGGGACGAGUUUAGUCAUGUUGUGGGUUUUUUAUUAACACUUCCAGUUGGUUUUGUUUCAUAUACAAAUAGUUUAUUUUUAUUUCUAGUUAUUAAUAGUAUGGAGGAAACCUGUAGUUGAUUGUUGUGUAGUAUACAUUCCAAAAAUAAAGCGGACUUGACAGGCAUUUUAUACAUAGCUUCAGUUGUGUGUGUGUGUGUAGGUUGAAUGUGUGUGAACUUGUACAUUGUAGAUGCUACAGGAACAGUAUUCAUGUUAAAGUAAAUAUGGUCGUAUUUUGUACUGUAAUGGAGUCCAAAGAUGAAUAAUAUUUUCCUACUGUGUCUAGUUUCAUUUCAUGACUCAUUAAAAAAAAACCCAAACCCAAUAUAUAUUAACAGGAAAGGAAUACAUUUGUUUUCUUUUUAUAUGUGUCUCAAUUUUCUGUCUUAUGAUUGUCUGUCUCUGUCUCUCUCCCGCCCUCCCCUCCCUCCCUCCCUAAUCUUACACAACCUGUAUCCUUUUAAAUUUCAACUACUUGAUGUUGAUAUAAAAAUUAUGUGCUUUCCAUUGUUCCCUGGUUGUAUGUUACAAUUUGAGAGACAAAACUGCUUAAUAAUGUUGCUAUUUUUUGUUAAUUUUUGAAAUGUUUAACAUUGACCCAUUUUUGUUGUUGUAGAUCUGUAAACAUGCAUUGCAAAGACCCGUACGAUCAUUAUGCAAUGACUACUAGUAUCUAAACCAUUUUAUUUUGGAUUGUAAAAUACUUUAUUUCACUCUAUAUGUCACAUUAUUCUAAGUUUUACUUAUCAAAACCAAUUCAAUUUCAUGAAUGUACAUGCAUGUAAAUGAUGCCAUUUUAUUUGCGAAACGUUGAUACUAUCCAAAAUUAAAAAGAAAACGCAUACUAUGCUCUUCUGGGUACUGUGUUAAUAGGAAUUAGUACAUUACUUUAUAUAGCAGACGUUUAAAGCAUUUAUUUGUGUUGUCAUCUUUCAAUCAUUGAAUUUGUUUUCACCUUAUUUAUAUUUUGUUUCGCAUGUAUCUCACAUGUACACCAUUUAUAAUAAAUAAAUUUGAAAUAGAAUGUAAAACAAUAUUUAGUAUCCAUGUAAGCAGAUAGUAUAUGGUAAUACACAUGAAUUUGUUUUGAAACCGAUAGUUUUUACUCUUAAUGUGAUAACAACAUUAUUUACAAGUUAUACAUUUACAAUAAAUACUUUGAUUAAAUCAAAUUGACCUUAAUAUUUUCAGUUAUUGCAAUAUUUAAAAGAAUUUGCUUUAUAAACAUAUUUUGAUAUUUGUAACUACCCACUAGCAUUAUGAUUAAAAAAAACUGAACAAUGCAACAUUCUUAAGUAUUGGCUUUAUUGACUGAAUAUCUUGUUCCUCGUGUGCUUGAAUUCAAAUAAAAUGUUAGGAGCUGUCUUCCAAUUUAAUUAUCCUCCUGUAUCGUGCGAACAUUGGAAAUGUGCAGAUUAAUUUAAGUAUAAUUGGUAUUAGUUUGUAAAAAACUGUAUGUUUGUUUGCAAGUAACAAAUGCAGGGGGGUCAUAAUGAACUAAUAUGGACAAAAUCUUUGGUCUUGAAAAUAAAUAAAUUUCAAGUUCAGAGCUUAAAUAAACCCUAAGAUUCACUUACUCAGUAAGGUGGUAAACAACAUUUAAGAAGUAAACUUCAUCAUUUGUUGUCAUGGAAAUAUGUACUACUUUGUACACUGUAGGCAAUGUACUUCUCUGUGGAAUUCCAUGAAAAAAUAUUUAAAAAAACGGAACAAAAACAAGGUCACUUUCUUUCUGUGUGUGGUUUAUAUGUAAGUGAUGAUACUUUCCAGUCAUAAAAUAUUCCAGCUGCAGUGUAAUUUCAUUGCAGCAGAAACACUGGAUUCUGAUUAUUCAUUCAAUUCGAACAUCAGGAUUAGUUGGUGCAUAAUUUGAGAAUAAACAUUCUGGAGUACUUUUAAAAGCUUAUAUUCUUGCAAAUAACAUGUCCAGACCGUCUCAAUUUACUGUGACAUACAUAAAUCGGGCUAACUUAAAGGAAGAUGCAAGCUUUCAGCCCCAAGUUGAGUCGGCGAACGUUUCACUAACAUUCGCAAUCUAUUUGAUUGGUUCCUGAUAUUGGAAUUAGGGUUACCAUGAAGUGCAUGAACCAGUUUAGCAGACGUUUUUCUGUUCGGUCUGGCUGAACACAGUCCAGCAUUCACAUUACCAGGCUAUGUCCUCCAUUUUGACCGACACCCAUUUCCUUGUUUGUUGGUGAGCAGCAGAACAUGAUGAUUUUUUCCUUUUUCCUUGGUGAACCUCAAGUUUAUGAUGGUAGAGCAAAACUCAGGUUCUCGUUUUAAGUCUGUGAUGCCAGUUUGACCAGUUCAAGUAAAAAAAAUAUUUACAGAUUAGAAUAAUUAUGAAAUAUUUAAUGAACUAAUUUAUCUGUGAUAAGUGACUGUCACUGCAAUCUUGCCACCUCCUUGAAACUGCGUUUGCAAAAGUCCAAGUCCCUGUUGUCACAGUACUAUGCGAGUCACAUGGUAGUGUGGGAAUUGAGAACAGAACAUGUUCACACCUCUUCAAAACAUUUAGGGACAUGUUCUCUGCACCAGAACAGUGAUGAAUACACGGUGGCCAUUUUCAGCAUCAAAUCACUAGGUAACAUGAUCAGUUAUAUUGAUCAGCUGAAGUUGAUAACUGACUUGUUAAAACACAUUUUGCCCUCAUUAUAAAAUAUUAAUUAUAUAAUGCAGUAUACUUUAUAAGUAAAAAAUUCAAUGAAUUGGGUGUCGUUUCAUUUAUUUUAAGUUGUCGGUUAAAAUGUCCAUAUUGAAUAAUUUUUUGUAAAAUUUAAACAAAAGAUUUGUGAUUUUUUUGUAAAAUAGAGAUUAAAUUUGCUUGCUGCAUAAUAAAUAUAUAAUAUAAAUAUUGUAAAUUAUUAUAAGCAUUCUUACUAGUCCAGUUAUGUGUCUAUAUAUUUUAUUUACAUAGAAAUCUGCAUAUUUAAGUGCUACGUUGAAUAGAUGGUGAUUGUAGGGGGAAAAUAUUGUUAUUUUAAUGUGCAUCUUUUCAAGCAAGUUCUUAAAAAGAAUUGAUCUUGGGCACAUGAGUAGUGUAGUGCAUGAAUUAACGAAAAUUAUCUGCAAAUUAUCUGCAUUUAUAUAUAUUUGUUGACCAUUUGUGAACAUUGGUCUGUUUUAUUUGUGAAUUCAGAAAGAAAAUGAAUUACUCAUAGCUGAGUGACAACUUUAUAGAAUUAUAAAUAGUUUAACUGGUGAAAAAGUGCUCUAUUUGCAUGUUUAGAUUAUUUUUACUAAUCAUUAUUUAUUUUUUAAAUAAACUGUUUAUCUUCACCUUACCGUAAUUGUUGAAAAAAAUUACUUUAUUGCAUAUUGUUGAGAUUACCUUGUUAAUACGCUUAGUUUUCAUUUUAAAAUUGUUAAACUGUCCACAAAUUAAAAUUUCUUAGUUUCCUGUUAACAUUAUUAGUAUUUUGGUGUGCUUUUCUCCUUUUUUUUUUCUUUUUUUUAAAAUGAGAAUUUUGGUUGCAGUGCUUAAUAGUAUCAACAGAAACCAUGAUGAUUACUUUACAGUUAUAUUUUUGUGUGUAUAUGUGUUACAUAUACAGUAGGUUGGUGACUUCUUUCUAAGCAAUGUUUUUGUAUUGGACAUUUUAACACAGUAAUGUCUUCGCAACACAAGAAUGUGUUAUAGUUUGUCCAUAACAUAUAUGUCUACCAGAUUUUUAUAUGUAUUUUUUUUUCUCUAAAUACACCAAUUGCACAUGAUGGCAUUUUCAUUUCACUAGUCGGCUUGAACUUACAUUUAGGGAAUAUUCUGUACUUGUUAAAAAACAAAAAUGAACACAAACGCAAGGCUCAACCUGGAAAGCAUUUUGGUUACACCAAUUUUUACACAUGUAAAGUAUUUGCAUGAAAAUAAUUCAAAAGUGGCUAAUUUAAAGAAAAUUUUAGUAUUAGAAUACUAAAUGUUGAAAAUUAGCAAAUGGCUAAUAUGGCAAUGGAUGGCGUCAGCCCUGAAACGAAAUAACUUGCAGCUUUCAUGUGAGCAUUUUCAUUUAAUUUUUGAUACUUUUCUUAUUGCAGUUAAUUUCUUAAAAGUCCCGGCAGUUACUGCUACAGCGUUGUUGGGUGUUUUUCCUCCCUCCUGUAAAUGUGUGGUAGGUUUAUUGUUCAUUUAACUAAAUGAACUGAGAAAAUUGUUUUCAAGUUUGUAAAAAAUAUAUAUAAUAUAUAUAAUAUAUAGAUAUAUAUAUAUAUAAAAAAUACAUUCUCUGUCACAAAUGCAGAAAACUUGUUAAAUAGAUCAAGUGCAGAAAAUGUAAGGAAUCUGAUUGAGAAUCCUCGUAUGGUUGUCCAGUGUGUGUUCAUUAAGAAUAUUUUGUUAGCAUUUUUCAUGUUUUGUGGAUCAACAAAGUAUAGAUUGUUAAUUUGUUUGCAUUGUUUAUCAGAGUGGAGUGCUUGUAUGUGUACUUUGUAGAUUUACAAUCCAGAGUGACCUAUAAAUUAUAAUCAGAGUGAAAAGCAAUAAAAUAUUAAAGUCUAA
This is a messenger RNA of Gigantopelta aegis, 11608 nucleotides long. RefSeq names its product clustered mitochondria protein homolog. The coding region runs from base 40 to 4266 and encodes 1408 amino acids. The record is from RefSeq and is a predicted model, not a curated record. The transcript is spliced from 35 exons. NCBI's taxonomy places the organism in Eukaryota, Metazoa, Mollusca, Gastropoda, Neomphalida, Peltospiridae. Gene Ontology annotation, molecular function: protein binding; mRNA binding. Gene Ontology annotation, cellular component: cytoplasm. Gene Ontology annotation, biological process: intracellular distribution of mitochondria.